CCACCCUUCCCUCGGCGGCUCCUUCGCCGGUCCCUCGGCGGUCCUUUCCCAGUCCCGCGAACUUUCGCCCGGGGCGUCUGGAGGGGCGCGUCGAGCGGGUCAGGGGGACACCCUCCUGGGCGCUUCUAGGGGGAGGGGGCGGGGCCCCGCGCUUCUUUCAGAGGACCGAGGCCCCUCCUUGUCUUUAUGUAAAUAGCUGGGCGUGCCCCACCUCCUCCCCGGCUCGGGGCGGUGGAGGUGACCAGGAAGGAGACGGCUCCUUAGCAGCCCGUGGGCCAGGAGAAGGGCAGCUUGCCGAGCCGGCUGCGGCUCCCGGAGACGCCGAGGCCUUGGGGCAGCGGCCGGUCCAGAGGUGCGGGUCAUUGGUGGGGCAGCUAGGAGCCGAAGAGGAUGAAAAGAUUCUUGAGAUCUGGACAUGAUCAGGCCCGGGAGCGACUGAAACAGGAUCUCUUUAAGUUUAACAAGACUGUGGAACAUGGCUUCCCCCACCAGCCCAGUGCUCUGGGCUACAGCCCCUCCCUCCGAAUCAUGGCUAUUGGGACCAGAUCUGGAGCCAUCAAGCUCUACGGUGCCCCUGGUGUGGAGUUCAUGGGUCUUCACCGGGAAAACAAUGCUGUAGUACAAAUCCACUUCCUCCCUGGCCAGUGCCAACUGAUCACCUUGCUGGAUGACAACAGCCUGCACCUGUGGACCCUGAAUCAGAGAGAUGGGGUCUCUGAGCUGCAUGAAGAGAAGUUCUCCACACUUCGGGGGCCUCCGGGGGCUGCCCCCAGCGCCACCCAAAUAACAGUGAUUCUGCCUCAUUCCUCCCAAGAGCUGCUAUAUCUGGGUACUGAAAGUGGCAACGUGUUUGUGGAGAAGCUGCCCUCCUUCCAGAUUCUCGAGGACCGGACCAUCAGUACUGAGGCUGUUUUGCAGUGGUUACCCAAGGAUGCACAGCAUUGUCGGGCAUUCGAGAUGGUGGAGGCGCUGCAAGAACACCCCCAGGACCCUACCCAGGUCCUGAUUGGCUAUAGCAGAGGCCUUAUCAUUAUCUGGGACCUUCAGAAUAGCCGGGUGCUCCACCACUUCCUGAGCAGCCAGCAACUGGAGAAUGUCUGCUGGCAGCGAGAUGGGGGUUGCAUUGUCAGUUGCCAUUAUGAUGGGAGCUACUGCCAGUGGAAAGUGUCCAGUGAAGUCCAGCAUCCUGAGCCCUUGCAAAGCAGAGUGCCUUAUGGUCCUUAUCCUUGCAAAGCUAUUUCUAAAAUCUUUUGGCUGAGGACCAGGAAAGGGCUGCCCUACAUCAUCUUCCAGGGCGGGAUGCCCCGAGCCAGCUAUGGAGACCGGCACAGCAUCUCGGUGAUCCACGGGAACCAGGAGACCGCUUUUGACUUUACCUCCCGAAUCAUUGAUUUUACUGUCCUCACAGAGGCUGACGCUGACUUUGACGAACCCUAUGCCAUGGUGGUGUUAGCUGAGGAGGAACUGGUGGUGAUUGACUUGAAGACGGUGGGGUGGCCAGUCCUCCAAGCCCCGUACCUCGCCUCCCUGCACUGCUCUGCCAUUACCUGCUCUCACCAUGUCUCCAGCAUCUCCCUGAAGCUGUGGGAGAGGAUCAUUGCAGCUGGGAACAAACAGAAUUCUCACUACUCUUCCAUGGUGUGGCCCAUCGACGGGGGCACCAGCUUGGCCCCAGACCCCCCUCAGAGGGACCUGCUGCUCACUGGGCACGAGGAUGGCACAGUGAGGUUCUGGGAUGCCUCAGGGGUCUGCCUGCGCCUGCUCUACAAGCUGAGCACGGCGCGCGUCUUCCUCACUGACACCGACCCCAACGACAACCUCAACGCCCUGGGGGAGGAUGAGUGGCCCCCCCUGAGGAAGGUCGGCUCCUUCGAUCCCUACAGUGAUGACCCACGACUGGGCAUUCAGAAGAUCUUCCUUUGCAAAUACAGUGGUUACUUGGCGGUGGCGGGAACUGCUGGGCAGGUGCUGGUGUUGGAGCUGAAUGACGAGGAGGCAGAACAAGUGGUAGACCACGCGGAAGCGAACCUCCUGCAGGACCAAGAAGGCUAUCGCUGGAAGGGCCACGAGAGGCUGCGGGCCCGGCAGGGGCCCAUCUGCUUCGAGCCAGGCUUCCAGCCUUUCAUCCUGGUGCAGUGCCAGCCCCCGGCGGUGGUCACCUCCCUGGCCCUGCAUUCGGAGUGGAAGCUCGUGGCCUUCGGCACCAGCCAUGGCUUUGGGCUCUUUGAUCACCAGCAGAAGAGACAGGUUUUUGUCAAAUGUACGCUGCACCCCAGUGACCAGCUAGCCAUGGAGGGCCCCCUCUCCCGGGUAAAGUCUCUGAAGAAAUCCUUGCGGCAGUCAUUCCGAAGGAUGAGCCGGAGCAGGGCGUCCGGUCGCAAGCGGCGUGUGGCUGGCAACUCGGGAGAAUUGCAGGAGUUGAACGCCCGGGCAGAGCGAGCGGGCUUGCAGAACAUGGAGCUGGCCCCCGUGCAGAGGAAGAUCGAAGCGAGGUCUGCGGAGGACUCCUUCACCGGCUUCGUGCGGACCCUCUACUUUGCGGACACCUACCUGCGUGACAGUUCUUGCCACUGCCCUUCUCUGUGGGUGGGCACCAAUGGGGGCACGGUCUAUGCCUUUUCCUUGCGCGUCCCACCCCCUGAUCGGAGAAUGGAGGACCCUGUCAGAGCUGAGCAGGCCAAGGAGAUCCAGCUGAUGCACCGGGCCCCUGUGAUAGGCAUCCUGGUCCUGGACGGGCGAGGCUUGCCCCUGCCCGAGCCCCUGGAGGCAGCCCACGACCUCUCCAAGAGCCCAGACAUGCAGGGCAGCCACCAGCUCCUUGUGGUGUCUGAGGAGCAGUUCAAGGUGUUCACUCUGCCCAAGGUUAGCGCAAAACUGAAACUGAAGCUCACCGCAUUGGAGGGCUCCCGGGUACGGCGGGUCAGCGUGGCCCACUUUGGCAGCUGCAAGGCGGAGGAGUAUGGAGAACACCAUCUCACCGUCCUCACGAACUUGGGGGACGUCCAGGUGGUCUCCCUGCCCUUCCUCAAGCCCCAGGUACGCUACGGCUGCAUCCGCAAGGAGGACGUCAGCGGGAUCGCUUCCUGUGUUUUCACCAAAUAUGGCCAAGGCUUCUACCUGAUCUCGCCCUCAGAGUUUGAGAGGUUCUCUCUCUCUACAAAAUGGCUGGUUGAGCCUCGGUGUUUAGUGGAUACAGCAGACACCAAGAAUCACUACUCUGCCCAUAAUGGCUCAGGGGUCAAGAGGAUCCUAAACAGAGCCAGGAACUCGGAGAGCCUGGGAGAUGGCGGCGGGAGGAGCCAGGAACCAUUCAUGGAGCGGGCCCUGCUCAGUGAUGAGAGAGUCCUGAAGGAGAUCCAGAGCACUUUGGAAGGUGACAGAGGGAGCUAUGGGGAGUGGUCUUCCCAGCAAGUUGCAGUGGGACGCAGACACAACGGUGGAGUAGAGUGAUGGUUGCAGAGACAGAGGCUACCUUGCAGACAUAAGUGCCACAACACUACUGAAGGUCCUACCAUGGAGAGUGCUGACCCUGGUGGAGGUCUGGAUGGGGCCUGUCCAGGGUUGGACAGGAGCACUCCCCGGCCUGCACCUCUGCUGCUGCUCCAGCCUCUCCAACGCCUCCCCCAUCCCCUUUAGUAGGGGGUAAGGUUGGAAUCCAGAGACCUCCCUAAAUGGACAGGGUGUUCUCUUCUCCCGCUCCUUGUCUGUCUUAGUCCCUUUUGUCAAUAUUUGCACAGUUUUUAUUCUCUUCCCCCUCUCCCCUCCUUUUUGUAGUGGGAUGAGUUUUAAAUUAUAAAUUUUAACUGCCUCUGGGUGAAAAAGUUUUUAAUAAAUACCUUAUUACCUCUUUGCUGGACUGACCCAAUGGUUUAUUUGGUACUUUAUUAAAAAAAAAAAUCCUGUAGGGUCUUACAUUUAAAUGAAUAUGGAUUUUUAGAAAUGUACUGUAAGCUGAGUCCCUGAGGGAACUGGAACCCCCAAAGGGCUGAGGGCAUAGGGUCUUAUCCCCUGAACCCCCCUAAGGGGAGAUUUUGUUCUUAGAGCUGUUUUAAAAUGGAGCAAACCAUGUCUAAACAACACUGUGGCCUGGUCUUUAUGGAAUAAAGGACUAGAAUGUUUAUUAUC
Sarcophilus harrisii (Tasmanian devil) is the source of this 4125-nucleotide messenger RNA. It is a transcript of the gene LLGL2, whose product is annotated as LLGL scribble cell polarity complex component 2. Gene Ontology annotation, cellular component: cytoplasm; cortical actin cytoskeleton; plasma membrane. The record is from RefSeq and is a predicted model, not a curated record. The transcript has 26 exons. Bases 391 to 3450 code for a protein of 1019 amino acids. Gene Ontology annotation, biological process: regulation of protein secretion; establishment of spindle orientation; regulation of establishment or maintenance of cell polarity. Gene Ontology annotation, molecular function: GTPase activator activity; myosin II binding. Lineage: Eukaryota; Metazoa; Chordata; Mammalia; Dasyuromorphia; Dasyuridae.